This is a messenger RNA of Acipenser ruthenus (sterlet), 2065 nucleotides long. Its product is annotated as SERPINE1 mRNA-binding protein 1-like. The transcript is spliced from 9 exons. Lineage: Eukaryota; Metazoa; Chordata; Actinopteri; Acipenseriformes; Acipenseridae. The coding region runs from base 108 to 1373 and encodes 421 amino acids. Gene Ontology annotation, cellular component: cytoplasm; nucleus. The record is from RefSeq and is a predicted model, not a curated record. Gene Ontology annotation, molecular function: mRNA 3'-UTR binding.
GGAAGAGAAGACUGUCUCUUUCCCGGCCAUCUUGUGGCAGCAAACAGCGAGCUGUUGGCUUCAAGCCUCGUAGAAUCGGAGGAAAAUCCCGUUGAAGGGGCGCCAUCAUGCCCGGACAUAUGCAAGAAGGCUUCGGCUGCGUCGUAACCAAUCGGUUCGACCAACUAUUAGACGACGAGGCCGACCCGUUUGAGGUUUUAAAGGCGGCCGAAAACAAGAAGAAGGACGGGGCCGCCACUGGCAGCACCAAGACCGCUGCACAAGCCGCCAAGCAACCGAAAAAGGAGUCACAGAAGGACAGGAAGAACCCACUGCUCGACAAGAAGGAAGAAACGCAGGCGGCCCCCGUGCCACUUAAAAAAGAAGGUAUCAGGAGAGUUGGACGAAGGCCUGACCAGCAGGGACAGUCGGGGUUCCAGCAGCAGGGCCCCCCUCCUGCUUCUCAGCAGCAUGCAGGUCAGGGAGAGGGCCGACCCGGCGAGAGGAGACCAGACAGGAGGCCGCCUCGCGAGCGUCGCUUCGACAGGCCUGUCGAAGAGAAGCCUGAGGGAGGAGAGUUCUCUGUGGAGAAAUCUGUAGUGGAAAGGCCUCUCCGAGGGCGUGGUGGUGGCAGAGGGGGGCGUGGUGGUCGUGGACGUGGUAUGGGCAGAACGGAUGGCUUUGACUCCCGUGGCAAACGUGAAUUCGACAGACACAGUGGAAGCGACCGAUUCAGCCUGAAACCCGAAGAAAAGCGUGGCGGAAGUGGAUCUCACAACUGGGGGACUGUCAAGGACGAGUUGACUGAGCUGGAUCAAUCCAACGUGACUGAAGAAACUCCUGAAGGAGAGGAACACCCUGUGGCUGACUCUGAAAACAAAGAAAAUGAGGCUGAGGAGGUGAAAGAGGAAGGUCCUAAGGAGAUGACUUUGGAUGAAUGGAAGGCCAUGCAGGACAAGGAACGCGCCAAGGUUGAAUUCAACAUCCGCAAACCCAACGAGGGUGCUGACAGUCAGUGGAAGAAGGGAUACGUUUUGCACAAGUCCAAGAGUGAAGAUAGACCAGUUGGUACUCUUAUCGACACUGUGGAGAUCGAACAGGCUGAAGCAAAUGCCUUCUACCAAAAGGCUGAUGAUGGCUCGGAAUUCCACUUCCGGAAACCAGCCAAUGACAUCACAUCCCAGCUGGAGAUUAACUUUGGAGAUCUGGGCCGUCCUGGCCGUGGCCGUGGGGGGCCCCGUGGUGGGCGUGGGGGUCGUGGUAGCAGCGGUAGCGACCGUGGCGGCGACCGUGGUGGGGACCGCAGACCAGUCCGUGGGGGCAGGCCUGAUAAGCCUGGCGGCAUCUCUGUUCCUAAUGUGGAUGACCCAGAGGCCUUCCCAGCUCUGGCUUAAUCGGAAGUCGUCAGCCGACCCUUAACCCUUCGGGCCCUCCUCUACGAGGCUUGCAUGCUUGUGGAUCCUUUUCCAACUAUAAUAAAAAUGAAGACUGUCAUCCAUACCAUUCACACCUGAGGACUGAAUUGUAUCUGUUUAAAAAAAAAAAAAAAAAAAAAAAGAAAAAGAAAAAAAAGGACUUCUCUUGCUACACAGAAGAAAUAUUGAUAGUCGGUUUUGUAUUUGGGAAAUGGUAGCAAGGAUGUUUUCAUACAGUAAUUUUUUUCAGAGAUUAUGCAUACUUCAUGAAUACUUUUUGUAUUGCUGCUUGAAAAUAUGCAUUUCCAAACUUGAAAAUAUAGGUGUGAAGAGUGUGAAUCAGUUAGUUAAUGGUGUCCCAUGGCUUGUUUUAUUUUAACAGACCACAAAUUAAACCAAAUCUUCAUUAUAAUGCUAGCUCAUUUAAAAGAAAGAUCUACAAAUGAGGAUCCCAUAUUCCAGAAAAUAUUAGUCAAGGUUCAAUACUUUGUAGAGGUUAGUACAUGGUUUUUAAAAAGCUUUUACCAACUAGAUACAUUCAUAUUCAAUGAUGCAAUACUACUGAAGAAUUAUAGUUGCUCUUCCACUCAUGUUUCCAUGCCCCUGCACUGAAAAAAUCAUAUGUUUUCUUUUUUAAACUUUCAGUAAAACAGGACUUCGUAGAGCUGGUC